AUGCUAACGUCCAGACUAGGCGGCUUCUACGGCCUUGGAAAGCACAUAUGGUCCUUGGGACCGUAUGAGAUGCGACAGAUUACGAUAAUCACCUUUGCAUAUGUCUUCAUCUACGCAUGGAGUGUGUGCAUCAUCAAGUUCUCGAUUCUGGCGCUAUACCGCCGCAUAUUUGGCCUCUCGUACUUUGGCUAUUUCUGCAUCGCUCUCACUACAGGCUAUCUUAUCACCAACCACAUCGUCCUACCGCUCUACACGCGACCGCUGCACUAUUACUGGAACCAGUGGUACGGAGAUAAAGGCGUGGUUCAGGUAGACGAGGCAAAGUUUUAUCUCGGUGUCGGCAUCAUCAACCUUUUCGGCGAUGUGUGCAUCCUUACGAUACCCAUAGCGAGUGUGCUUAAGCUCCACAUGGGACGGACCCAGAAGGUGGCAGUCUGUCUCACAUUCCUACUUGGUAGCUUGUACGUCACAUUCCUACGUCAGUUCCUACGAAAAGGUUUCGCUAACAAGUACAGCGUCUGUUUUGCUUCGCUCUACCGCAUCAUCACCAUCACCCAUCUCGUCCAGUCGAAAGACAUCAGUUGGGCAAAGAGCGACGUCUUCAUCUGGUCCUCCGUAGAACCCUCCAUCGGCAUCAUCUCCGGAUGCCUACCCACCCUGCGACCGCUCAUGAUGAAAGUAAUCAACGCACUCUCGACCCGCCUGCCAUCCUCCUUCAAGUCAUCGCAGCACUCCGAAUCAUCCGGCCCCUCGCUGAACCCUCUCGAAACGAUAUCCAAGAAGCGCACGCGCAAGAUCAACCUCAAGGAUACGUUGGGAGACACGAUUAACAAUGACACUCGGAGCCAGUGGGGUAAAUCGCGAUUGGAUGAAGACGAAAUGUGUCUCACGACAACGACUGUGCAUGGGGAGUGCCCGGGUACCGCCUUGUGCAAAGAAGGCAGUGUGACCACAAGCGAGCUCUCGCAGAGUAUGAGGAGAGAAAGAGGGAUUACUAUGACGAAAGAAUUCGCGUGGGAUGAGGGAACGCAUGAUCAAAGCCCAGACAACAAGGUCUAG
Molecule: messenger RNA, 1059 nt
Organism: Alternaria triticimaculans
Lineage: Eukaryota; Fungi; Ascomycota; Dothideomycetes; Pleosporales; Pleosporaceae
Exons: 3
Coding region: 1-1059 (352 amino acids)
Source: RefSeq, a predicted model, not a curated record